Messenger RNA from Columba livia (rock pigeon), 2749 nucleotides. RefSeq names its product PR/SET domain 8 (gene PRDM8). Gene Ontology annotation, biological process: oligodendrocyte development; regulation of DNA-templated transcription. Gene Ontology annotation, cellular component: nucleus. Gene Ontology annotation, molecular function: protein binding. NCBI's taxonomy places the organism in Eukaryota, Metazoa, Chordata, Aves, Columbiformes, Columbidae. Bases 241 to 2097 code for a protein of 618 amino acids. The transcript has 4 exons. The record is from RefSeq and is a predicted model, not a curated record.
AAAGUGUGUGUCUGUGUGCCAGUCACUCACUGCAUCGGGUCCAUCUGCACCGCUCGACUCCCCGGCCUCCUCCCCGCCUCGCCCGCCCGCUCCCCCUCCACCGCCCGCGCCCCGGUCCCCGGUCCGCCGCCUGCCCGGCCAUGGAGCGGCACUGAUACAAUAGCGCCGGGGGCAGCGGAGGCAGGAGCCCGUCUUUGUGCCACUUGUCGGGGCGAGGAUUAUAUUCCCACUCUCCCUGACAUGGAAGGCGCCGGCGUCCAGAGGGGAAUAUGGGAUGGGGACGCCAAGACGGUCCAGCAGUGCUUGACUGACAUUUUCACCAGCGUUUACACCACCUGCGACAUUCCGGAAAAUGCCAUUUUCGGCCCCUGUGUCCUGAGCCACACGUCCCUGUACGACAGCAUUGCCUUCAUCGCCCUCAAGUCCACUGACAAGCGCACCGUCCCCUACAUAUUUCGGGUGGACACGUCGGCAGCCAACGGCUCAUCGGAGGGACUGAUGUGGCUGCGGCUGGUGCAGUCGGCGCGGGAGAGGGAGGAGCAGAACCUGGAGGCCUACAUCAAGAGCGGGCAACUCUUCUACCGCUCCCUGCGCCGCAUCGCCAAGGACGAGGAGCUGCUGGUGUGGUACGGCAAGGAGCUCACGGAGCUGCUGUUGCUCAGCCCGGCCCGGGCCACCGCCCGUAGCAACGGCUCGGCGCCCUUCGCCUGCCCCGAGUGCAGCCAGCGCUUCCAGUUCGAGCUGCCCUUUGCCGCCCAUCUCCGGUUCCGCUGCCCCAAGAGGCUGCACGGCACCGACACCGGCCCCGCCGCCGAGGCUCCCGGCAGCAAGGACGGCGCCGGCAAAGAGCAGGAGACCGGCAAAUACUGCAAGCCUGGCGGGCCGCUCCACCACCCUUUCUCCGUCGCCGACGGCGGCAGCGCCGCCGCCGGCACCAAGCCCUCCACGGACUUCCACAACCUGGCGCGGGAGCUGGAAAACUCCCGCGGCGGCCACGGCGGGUCCCCGGGGCGACCGGCGCCCUCCGACGGCGUCCCCGAGGCGUCGGCCGGGAAAGCGAAGCGCCGGUACCCCGAGGAGGAGGAGCGGGGCCCCGGGGCGGGGUUGCGGGGCCGCUUCCCGUCGGAGCGGCCGGGGCUGCCCUCGGCGCCCAAGGAGGAGCCGGUGUGCGCCCCGCAGCAGCAGUACCGGGCGGCAGGCUCCUACUGCGGCUUGGAGGAGGGCGGCCGCCUCUUCACGCCGCCCAGCCCGGAGACGGGGGAGGCCAAGCGCAGCGCCUUCGUGGAGGUGAAAAAGGCGGCCCGUGGUCCUGAGCCCGACGGCGGCACCGAGGAGGGCCAGGAACGCUCCUCCCCUACCACCCCGGGGGCGAGCGGUGGGGAACCGGGGCUGUGCCCGCGGGGCGGCCCCGGGGGCCCGCUGGCCGCCCGCCUGGAGGGGGGCAGCCCGGCUCGGGGCAGCGCCUUCACCACUGUGCCGCAGCUGGGGAGCGGCGGCGGCCCCAGCGGUCCGGGCGGCGGAGCGGAGGAGAGGAAGAGCGCCUUCUCCCAGCCCGCCCGCUCCUUUCCCCACGUCCCGCCGCUGGUGCUGGGCCAGAAGCUGGGCGGCCUGGGCGAGCCAUGUCCUGACGGCGCUGCCGCCCCCGCCCGUCUCUACGCCACCGAGGCGCUGGCCGUCAAGCUGCCGGGCGGCGGGGAGGCAGCGAGCGGCGGGGGUGGCGGCGGCGGCGGUGGGGGACUGCCCAAGCAGAGCCCAUUCCUCUACGCCACCGCCUUCUGGCCCAAGAGCUCGGCGGCGGCGGCGGUAGCGGCGGCGGCGGCGGGGCCGCUGCAGCUGCAGCUGCCGUCGGCGCUGACGCUGCUGCCGCCGUCGUUCACCUCGCUGUGCCUGCCGGCCCAGAACUGGUGCGCCAAGUGCAACGCCUCUUUCCGUAUGACCUCGGACCUGGUCUACCACAUGCGCUCCCAUCACAAGAAGGAGUACGCGCUGGAGCCCCUCGUCAAGCGGCGCCGCGAGGAGAAGCUCAAGUGCCCCAUCUGCAACGAGUCCUUCCGCGAGCGCCACCACCUCUCCCGCCACAUGACCUCGCACAAUUAGCGGGGACCUCCCUUCUCACCCCACCCCGGGGACACCCUGCCCGACCCCCCGCGGAGGGCAGCGGCCGCCCGUCGCUUUCUUUCCUUUCCUUUGAUGCACGCAUUUUCACUUUCCGGGGAGGGGAGGGGGAGUGGCGGAGAGGACAGCGGGGGAGAAGAGGAAGAGAAGAAGACGAAAAAUAGGAAGGAAGAAAAAAAAAAAUAAAAGCACUGGGGAAAAAAAAAAAGGAAAUUACUUACAAAAAAUACAUUUUUUAAAAUGUCAUAUAUUGCAACAUAUUGAUGCAUUUGUCAUACGUUUCUACUUAAAUUAUUAAGCACUUAUGGUUUAGAUGUAAUAAUAAUUAUAUGUGGGGGUAAAUUUUUAUUUUAGAUAUAAAGCUAAAGGCGAGGAGGAGCGUGGCGGGGGCGGCGGGCCGGGGAACUCUGCAUGCACCGGGCACCUCCCGCCUGCCCGGUCCCCACCGCCCACGGCCCGCCUCCCUUUUACUACAGAGUGUCACUUGGUGCCCGUGAAAUGAUGUCUCAAUAGUUAUGUGUUACCUUUCCUUUGUUUUUGUUUUUAUUUUUUUUCUCCAAAAGAUUUAUUAAACUUUAUAGUUUAUCUGGGUAUGUUGGAUGCUUUGACAAUAAAUGACUUUAUUUUCUUCAAA